GUCCAUGGGGGAGAUGCAUGGGAGAUGAAUGUGGUCCAGGUGGCAUCCAGACGCGAGCGGUGUGGUGCGCCCACGUGGAGGGCUGGACCACACUGCCCACAAACUGCAGGCAGCCAGAGCGGCCGGACAACCAGCAGAGCUGCUUUCGGGUCUGCGACUGGCACAAGGAACUGUACGACUGGCAGAUCGGCAGCUGGAACCAGUGCCGGCCCGUCCUCUCCCGGAGCCACGAGAAGCCCCUGGAGUGUGUCAGAGGAGAAGAAGGGAUCCAGACAAGGGACAUCACCUGUAUCCAGAAGUCCAAUGGGGUGCCAGCUGAGGACGUCAUCUGCGAGUACUUUGAGCCAAAGCCCCGCCAGGAGCAGGCAUGCCUCAUCCCAUGCCGGCAGGACUGCAUCGUGGCCGAAUUUGGCCCCUGGUCGGAGUGCUCAAAGACCUGCGGCAACGGGCUUCAGCAUCGAACUCGGCACGUUGUGGCUCCACCGCAGUUCGGUGGGUCUGCUUGUCCUAACCUCACCGAAUUCCAGAUCUGUCAGUCUAGCCCAUGUGCUGGUGAAGAAAGCCUGUAUAGCCUAAACGUGGGACCCUGGAGUGCGUGCUCAGUGCCCCAUUCGAGACAAAUACGGCAGGCGAGGAAACGAGGGAAGAACAAAGACAAGGAAAAAGACAGAGAAAAGGCAGUUCGGGAUCCUGAGGCUCGGGAGUUAAUUAAGAAGAAGAGGAAUCGAAACAGACAGAAUAGGCAGGAGAACAAAUAUUGGGACAUACAAAUUGGGUACCAAACCAGGCAGGUCACAUGUACUCACAGAAAUGGGAAAACUGCUGCUCUGAGCUUUUGCAAACAAGAGAAGUUGCCCAUUACGUUCCAGUCCUGCGUGAUCACGAAGGAGUGCCAGGUGUCAGAGUGGUCAGAAUGGACCCCCUGCUCCAAAACCUGCUUUGACAUGACAACCCCCAAAGGGAAUCGUACGAGAGCACGGACCAUUAAACAGCUCCCUAUUGGCAGUGAAAGCGAAUGCCCACAAUUAGAAGAAACAGAGCACUGUGUUUCUCAAGGAGAUGGUGUGGCACCGUGCAUUACGUAUGGUUGGCGGACCACAGAGUGGACAGAAUGCCGUGUUGAUCCUCUCCUUAGCCAACAGGACAAGAGGCGAGGAAAUCAGACGGCGCUGUGUGGAGGUGGCAUUCAAACCCGGGAAACGUACUGUGUGCAAGCUAAUGAAAAUCUACUCUCCUAUUUAAAUACCCUCAAGGAAAAAGAAGAAAGUCAGUCACAGAGCAAGUCGAAGGCUAGUGCUGCACCUCUGCUAUCGAUCACUUUUGAAAUAACAGCCUCGAGGCCAGUGGACCGUAGGCUGUGUACAGGACCUGUUCCCAGCACCUCCCAGCUGUGCCAUAUCCCCUGUCCUACAGAAUGUGAGACCUCAGCGUGGUCAGCCUGGGGACCGUGCACCUAUGAAAGCUGUGAUGACCCACAGGCCAAGAAGGGCUUUAAACUAAGGAAACGACGCAUCAUCAAUGAACCUACGGGAGGAACAGGAAACUGCCCUCACCUGCUGGAAGCCAUCCCGUGUGAAGAGCCCUCCUGCUACGACUGGAAAAUCGUGGGACUGGAGGAGUGCAUUCCUGACAAUGAGAAGCCAUGUGGCCCUGGUACGCAGGUUCCUGUUGUCGUCUGCAUCAACAGUGAUGGAGAAGAGGUUGACAGACAGCUGUGUAGAGACGCUAUCUACCCAAUCCCGGUUGUCUGCGAAGCUCCAUGCCCGAAGGACUGUGUGCUCAGCAUGUGGUCCGCAUGGUCCUCCUGCUCACACACCUGCUCCAGCAAAACCACAGAAGGGAAGCAGAUGCGUGCCCGCUCCAUUCUGGCGUAUGCAGGUGAAGGAGGAGUACAGUGCCCGAAUAGUAGUGCCCUACAAGAAACGCGCAGCUGUAACGAACACUCUUGCACUGUGUAUCAUUGGCAGACUGGCCCGUGGGGACAGUGCAUAGAGGAUACGUCUGUCUCUGCUUUCAACUCCUCUGCCAGCUGGAACGGGGAGGCCACCUGUUCCGUGGGGAUGCAGACAAGAAAGGUCAUCUGUGUGAGAGUCAACGUGGGACAAGUGGGCCCAAAAAAAUGCCCUGAGAGCCUCCGACCAGAAACAGUGAGGCCUUGUCUGCUUCCCUGUAGGAAGGACUGUAUCGUGACUCCAUUCAGUGACUGGACGUUGUGUCCUUCUUCGUGUCAAGAAGGGGAUGUCACAGUAAAGAAGCAAUCCCGUCACCGAGUCAUCAUCCAGCUCCCCACCAACGGUGGUCGAGAAUGCCCAGACUCUCUGUUCGAGGAAAAGGAAUGUGAAGCUUCUCCUGUUUGCUAUAGCUACAGGUGGAAGUCCCACAAGUGGCGCAGGUGCCAGCUAGUACCAUGGUAUGUGCGCCAAGACAGUCCAGGAGCACAGGAGACUUGUGGACCUGGACUACAAGCUAGAGCAAUUACUUGUCGCAGACAAGACGGAGGACAGGCUGACAUCAGUGAGUGCCUUAAAUACUCUGGCCCAUUACCAUCCUUAACACAGACGUGCCAGAUUCCCUGCCAAGAAGACUGUCAGUUUACGAACUGGUCAAAGUUUUCUUCCUGUAAUGGGGACUGUGGAGGAGUCAGGACAAGAAAACGCACUCUUGUCGGAAAAAGUAAGAAAAGGGAUAAAUGCAAAAAUUCUCAGUUGUAUCCUCUGAUUGAGAAUCAGUUUUGUCCAUGUGACAAGUACAGUGCUCAGCCUGUGGGAAACUGGUCAGACUGUAUUUUACCAGAGGGCAAGCUGGAAGUAUUGAUGGGAAUGAAGGUACAAGGAGACAUUAAGGAAUGUGGACAAGGCUAUCGUUACCAGGCUAUGGCGUGCUAUGACCAAAACAAUCGACUUGUGGAAACAUCACGAUGCAACAGUCAUGGUUAUAUUGAGGAAGCCUGUAUUAUUCCAUGUCCCUCAGACUGCAAGCUCAGUGAGUGGUCCAACUGGUCUCGCUGUAGUAAAUCCUGUGGGAGUGGGGUAAAGGUUCGUUCUAAAUGGCUCCGUGAAAAACCGUACAAUGGUGGAAGACCCUGUCCAAAGCUAGAUCAUGUCAAUCAGGCUCAGGUAUAUGAGGUAGUCCCCUGCCACAGUGACUGCAGACAGUACGUAUGGGUUACUGAGCCCUGGAGCGUCUGCAAGGUGACCAACGUGGACUUAAAAGAGAACUGUGGAGAAGGUGUUCAAACGAGGAAAGUCAGGUGCAUGCUAAAUACUGUGGAUGGUCCUUCUGACACUGUAGAGGAUUACCUGUGUGAUCCUGAAGAGAUGCCACUUGGUGCUAGAAAAUGCACGUUACCAUGUCCUGAGGACUGUGUUGUGUCUGAAUGGGGAUCAUGGUCUCGAUGUUCUUUGCCAUGCAAUGGAAGUAGUGUCCGUGAAAGGUCAGCUGAAUCCCUGAGACAACCAGAUGAUGGAAAGUCCUGUCCUGCUGCCACCGAGACAGAAGCCUGCACUUUGAACAAAAACUGCUACCACUAUGACUACAACGUGACAGACUGGAGCACAUGUCAGCUCAGCGAGAAGGCUGUCUGUGGUAACGGUAUCAAAACACGGAUGCUUGAUUGUGUUCGCAGUGAUGGCAAAUCGGUUGACCUGAAGUACUGUGAAGAGCUUGGUUUGGAGAAGACAUGGCAAAUGAAUACAUCCUGUGUUGUGGAAUGUCCUGUGAACUGUCAGCUCUCUGACUGGUCCCCGUGGUCUGAGUGCUCUCAAACAUGUGGCCUUACAGGAAAAAUGAUCAGAAGGAGGACCAUAAAUCAGCCAUUUCAGGGUGAUGGGAGGCCUUGUCCCUCUCAGAUGGAGCAGUUCAAACCCUGUCCAGUAAAACCUUGUUAUCGAUGGCAAUAUGGUCAAUGGUCUGCAUGCAAAGUAGAGGAUGCUCAAUGUGGAGAGGGAACACGAGUGAGGAACGUUUCCUGUGUGGUUUUUGACGGAUCCAUUGAAGAUACUGGCAAAGUAGUAGAUGAGGAAUUCUGUGGAGAAAUAGAGCCUAUUAUAGAUGGUAAUAAGAAGAUGAUACUUGAGGAAACCUGCACUGUCCCGUGUCCAGGGGACUGUUACUUGAGAGAGUGGUCAGAAUGGAGCCUUUGUCAGCUAACCUGUGUUAAUGGUGAGGAUCUUGGCUUUGGAGGGAUACAAGUCCGGUCUCGGGCAGUGAUCAUACAGGAGUUAGAGAAUCAACAUCUCUGUCCAGAACAGGCUUUGGAAACACGACCAUGCAAUGAUGGCCAGUGCUAUGAAUACAAGUGGAUGGCUAGCCCAUGGAAGGGAUCUUCUCGAACUGUGUGGUGUCAAAGGUCAGAUGGUUUAAACGUCACAGGGGGCUGUUUAGUGAUGCACCAACCAGAUGCUGACAGGUCAUGUAAUCCACCGUGCAGUCAACCCCACGCUUACUGCAGUGAGACUAGAACAUGCAGUUGUGAAGACGGAUACACUGAAGUUAUGUCCUCCGAUGGCACACUUGAACAGUGCACUCUCAUCCCAGUGGUGGUGAUCCCCACCAUGGAGGACAAAAAGGGAGAUGUGAAAACCAGUCGAGCUGUGAACCCUACCCAGCCCUCCAGUAACCAGUCAGGACGAGGAAGGACCUGGUUUCUACAGCCUUUUGGGCCAGAUGGGAGGCUGAAGACCUGGGUUUAUGGUGUAGCUGCUGGUGCAUUUGUUUUACUCAUCUUUAUUGUUUCUAUGAUCUAUCUAGCCUGCAAAAAGCCAAAGAAGCCCCAGAGAAGGCAGAACAACCGACUGAAACCUUUAACCUUGGCUUAUGAUGGUGACGCAGAUAUGUAAAAUAUAACUUCUCACGGUGAUAAAUGGAGUCUAAAUUAAUGCAUUGAAAUCAGAAGGUAUCCAAAGCCACAGGGAUUUUCUAUGGAGUGGAUUAAGUGUUUUGACUUUUUCUUUUUUGUAACUGCAUCAUAGAUAAAGAAGGAUGGAUUUCAUAAUGCCUACGGAUAUUGAAGGUAUUAUUGCUUUACUUUAGACCAUCAGCACUGAGAAAUCUGGCAGAAUCACAUUAACAGACAUUGCAGUUGGAGAUUUGUGGUCUUUCCUCAAUCUUACAAACUAUAAGCACCACUUCUGUCUCCAGAGUACUGUAGCUGACAUAGUAUUAACAGUUGGAAGCCCCUGCAACAUUAACGAAGUAUAAUCAGUACGCAUGAAGAGUUUGUACCAAGCUGUCUAUGACUCUUUACAUUCAAGCAUAACGUAUAUACUCAGUUGAGCCAUAUGUAUUACUCUAUC
Phaethon lepturus (White-tailed tropicbird) is the source of this 5294-nucleotide messenger RNA. RefSeq names its product thrombospondin, type I, domain containing 7A (gene THSD7A). The annotation marks the transcript as partial. Gene Ontology annotation, biological process: actin cytoskeleton organization. Gene Ontology annotation, cellular component: plasma membrane. The record is from RefSeq and is a predicted model, not a curated record. NCBI's taxonomy places the organism in Eukaryota, Metazoa, Chordata, Aves, Phaethontiformes, Phaethontidae. The transcript is spliced from 28 exons.